UAGAAAUUUGUUCCCAAGAAUAGCAACAGUCUAAAUAAAGUCUUCCUUCGUUUAGUCGUCUUGCAGUAAUUGGUUUCUGAUUUAAUACCACAUUUGCCUGUCCUUGUUUGCACUUGCUUUACCAAUGGUUCUAUUUUUAAUGAGUAAGUUGCGAGUAGGUAGUUAUAGUGUUCUGGAGUACAGGUAGUCCGUAUAGAUAUACACUACUGUUCUGGGUGCGCUCUCCUUCUGCAGCAACAUGGGUAUAAUGGGAACACCGCGGUAUUUUCGCGAGUUGUGGUCGGGUGCGCGGGAAAUCAACUACGGCAACACGGUGCUGGUAAAUCGUGCGGACGGCCAGUGGUGGUUGGGGUACGUCCAGGAUGUUAAUGGAGAACACUUCUUCGUCGACUUCGAUGCCAGCACAGUGCAGGCCGAAUGGAUUCACUCCAGCCAUCUAUGGCCGCAUCAUUUCCCGUUUGUUGCUUUUUUGGACCAUUAUGUCGACCGCUGCCUAAAUGUGGCACUGCGGGACAAGUACGGUGGACCGAUGAUUUUCCGUCCCGCCACCGUUAUUAUGGAGUGGGAUGUCCACUUCUUAGCUGUACGCCUGGAUGAGAACAAUCCUGUUAAGAAAGCUAGGAAGUCUAUGGCCUGUCGCUUCGUGCAUCGCGGCCAGUUUGCGGAACGCCUACCCGUGCCCGGUGAUGGGCAGAACUUUUUUGCACGCACUGACGGUUUGACGUUCGUCAAACACGUCAUCGCCUUACCCGCAGCGGGCGCUCUGAACAACGUGGACAGCAUGCCGGCAUUCGUCGGCCCGACAUGCCAGUUCACUCUGGGCCAGGGUGACCGGGAGGACAUGACUGGUGAAUCGCGGUUCGUUAUUUUCGGGAAUUCUACGGAUUUUUACUCCGUUGGGUCGCCUCUUGGGGUGCCAGCUGGAGACAAAGAGGCCGGAUAUGGGGUGUACGUGGGUUGUCGUGUGUUUGUGCGCGUAGGACUGGACACUCUGACUUUUGUUUGUGUGGAAAUCCACAAUGACACAGCCGGGCGCCGAAUGUCCUGGAAUGAGGAUGCCUUGAAGGAAGCCUGCAGCAGGUACCUUCAACACUAUGCAGCGAAUAUCGUCGAAUCAUUUCCAGGAGCGUUGAACGAUGGUCAUUAUGCAGGCUCCUUCGAUGACAAUACCAUUAAUGUGAACGAAAUAUCCAUUAAUGGACUGCCAUCUCCGAUUUUGGAGUGUCUUUUGGGGGAUGUGGAUGCAGAGAGCCAGCAACGCUUCUCCAGAGUCUGCGCGUUGUGGAGGGAGAUUGUGGGAAAAUACACGGACAAGCGGCUGGUCAUCCUGGAUAUGAUGGAGAUGUGGCCGAAGAAGCCGUAUAUUCAGGAAUUUUCCAUUGAAUCCGACUGCCAUAAAUACAAGCUCUUGGCCACGGUGGACCGCGCCAUUAGCCAGGACAUUACAACGCUAGUGAUUAUUGACGACGGCCAGAACAAUUCACCUUUUCGCGAACUGCAGGAAAUAAUGUACGCUGCCAGUACUGUACUGGCUGCCAAGGGAAUUCGUGUGUGCAGAAUCAUAGUAAAGAACGGCUAUGAUGUGGCUGCGUAUCCAAUGCAACCGGUAGUGUUCGUCACAAUCCGGCAAGAAAUGCUCGAAAUGAACCAGGCGACGUGGGACGAGGUGAUGAGCGUGUGUGACGAGCUGGUUUUGAUCAACUACAUGGCUUCGCAAGCGAUCACCGAAUCCGCAAACCAGCUGCUGUACGAAUGCACCGGUGGGGACCGACCGGUCCCGGAGAUGCUGCGGCCUGAGCGCAAACGGUCAUUUGUCGACUUGGGUGUGACCAUUCCGGUUCUCCGGUUUCGCAGCGGCAACUGGACUGUCCAGUUGCUUAUUCACGUUUAUAGCAUCCCUAGCUGCCGGGAGGAAGCUGCUGAAGAAUGCCGCCGCUUCUUAGUCGCCGCCAACGACAGCUGUCCGGCCGUUAGUCAGCAUGUCCUGCAAAAGGUCACCGCACUGCACGCUCGAUGGGUGGAGACGCUGGAAUACCACGAAUGGAACGGUAUUCGCAAGUUUCUGACAUUGCUGAACAGUCUUCGUCCAACCGAUACUCCUCGGCCAUGGGAGACCAUGGAUCUGCGCCAACUGGACGUUUCUACUUUGAACAAUUUGACGUUCGCAGCCCUGCACGGGUGCUACAAAGACGAGGGCGAUGAAGACGAUGAAGAGGACGACACCGAAGACGACGACGAAGAUGACGGCGAAGAUGACUACGAAGAGAACGCCGCAGUCGAGUAGCGUCAGGGUGCCUUCAUUACCGUUCAUUUGUUGUAUUUUAUUUGUUUUCUUGUUGAAGAGGAGUCUGAGGAGAUGGUGUACUGAUCGUGUUCUCUUCUUGCGAACCUUUGUAAACGUUGCACCAGUACUUGCUGGGUUUUUGCAUUUAUUCCGGUCACAGUUUGGUUUCAUAGCCCAUGUGUUGAACUGGUCAUGAACAAUCCUACAUGGGUGUCCUUUAGUUGACUAAAAAUUUCUAAUGAAAUCGGCUUGUAGUAAGCGGGUUGAUUGAGUCGGAACCUUUGACUGCUCUUAGC
Molecule: messenger RNA, 2580 nt
Organism: Paramacrobiotus metropolitanus
Lineage: Eukaryota; Metazoa; Tardigrada; Eutardigrada; Parachela; Macrobiotidae
Exons: 6
Coding region: 239-2284 (681 amino acids)
Molecular function (GO): protein binding
Source: RefSeq, a predicted model, not a curated record